AUGUCCUCGAAUUGCUGUGGUACGAAAAAGCAGAAACUAAACUACUACUAUUGUUCCACCUGUGGCACAAGUCAAAACGGCCGUUUACAGCCAUCGACGAUCAUGGCAAUGUCCGAUAUGUGCUUUUACUGUUUCGAGGUACUGUACCGCGAGCUGCACGACCUGGAAGAACCGCGCACGCCAAGCUUCAGCAACGAUCCCUAUCCUCUUUUCGUGAGCUGGAAAAUCGGAAAGGAUAAGCGUUUACGUGGCUGUAUCGGUACCUUCAGUGCAAUGCGUUUACACUCAGGACUUCGAGAGUAUGCAAUAACAAGUGCCUUAAGAGAUUUCCGCUUCUCGCCAAUCACUCGUGAUGAAAUUCAAAGACUGACCGUCUCGGUGUCGAUCCUGCAGGGCUUCGAGGAGGGCCGCGGGUAUCUCGACUGGACGCUCGGCGUCCACGGUAUCCGCAUCGAAUUCUAUAAUGAGCGAGGCUCCAAGCGUACAGCAACCUUCUUGCCUCAAAUUGCUACCGAAGAAGGCUGGGACCAAACACAAACGAUAGAUUCACUGUUACGAAAAGGGGGCUACCGUGCACAGAUAACGCCGGAAACUCGUCGUUCGAUUAAGUUAACCCGCUACACAUCCCAGGAGUGUCACAUGUCAUACAGUGAAUAUCACGAAAUGCUAGAGAAGCAAUCCCACUACGAUAGCCAGCUGGUUAAGUUGCAAUGCUAA
Messenger RNA from Anopheles cruzii, 717 nucleotides. RefSeq lists its product as uncharacterized. The record is from RefSeq and is a predicted model, not a curated record. The transcript has 2 exons. Lineage: Eukaryota; Metazoa; Arthropoda; Insecta; Diptera; Culicidae. The coding region runs from base 1 to 717 and encodes 238 amino acids.